Messenger RNA from Canariomyces notabilis, 795 nucleotides. RefSeq lists its product as uncharacterized. The transcript has 3 exons. NCBI's taxonomy places the organism in Eukaryota, Fungi, Ascomycota, Sordariomycetes, Sordariales, Chaetomiaceae. The coding region runs from base 1 to 795 and encodes 264 amino acids. The record is from RefSeq and is a predicted model, not a curated record.
AUGCCGGAGGUAUUCUAUCCCGUUUGCACCUUUCCAGACGAUGACGCCGGCGUUGUCGCUGGCCCUGACAUGCGCGGCACCCUCGACAUUGUCUGGAGCUGUCUCGCCGUCGUUAUCCUUUGCAUCUGGGUCGUCCUGCACGAUGUUGAAACACGGCCAGGCGAACCACUGGCAGACAAGGAGGGAGGCGUGUUUGUGAACAUUGGCGCACCAAGCCCUACCGACUCAUCGACGACUGACGUUACAAGCAACUCCGAUCUCCGAUCCAAACUGCUCAAAAUGUUCGACCGACACGACGGGAAUAGAUGGUUCAUCUUUCAACUUCCUGCUGUCGUCCAGGGCCGCUGGAAAAAGGACCUCCAAAACAUGGCCCUCAUCGAGUCCGCCCUCAAGGCCACAACCACCUCCGAUUUCGGCUCCCACACUCUCCAGUCAUACUUCCAGAAUUUAAUGGUCCUCCGCGGCAACAUCUGGAUCGUCGACGGCAUCCAUCUCCAACUCGGCAACGAUAACAUCCACCAUAGGGUGGGCAAGGAUUCCGCACCGGUGAUGAUUGUUAUUUGCGGUUUCAUCGCGAUGGUCUUUGGCUCGGUGCAUUUUGCAUCCUGGCACUCGCGUUUCCCGACGUGGGGUGAGCCAGUUGGGGUGGAGGGUUGCCUGUGUGAUUCUGCUAGUCAUUCCAGUGCCCAUUUGUGGGUUAAUGCUGUUGGACCAUCAUUUAGAGAGCAAGAGAAGGGAGAAAAAGCAGAAGAUCCAACCGGGUACAACUUUGAAGGGAAUCUCGUUUGCGCUUGA